AGAAAAACAGAUGCUAAAGGAAGGAAGAGGCGGACUCUAGUUGUUGCUCUAACUCUCCUCUAGGGAACCGGUCCAGUCAAAGUCAGCAGACAUGAAGGAAGCAGCUGCUCAGCGUCUGAUCUUUCUGAUCUCACUGCUGUUCUGGACAUCAGGUCAAGUCCUCCCAGUUAGUCUGACUGUGAUUCCCAGCAGAUCUCAGUUCUUUGAACAUGAAUCAGUGAUUCUGAUCUGUGAGGAUGAAAACGGAUCUGAUGGAUGGACUGUGAGGAGAAACGCAACCAGACACACCAGAGCUGAGUGUAAAGGAUGGGGAACACCAGCUGGUUCUACCUGUAACAUGGACUACCUCCUCCCAGGUGAUACUGGUCUGUACUGGUGUGAGUCCAUCAAUGGAUCCUCCAGCAGCAGCAGCAGCAUCCAGCUCUCUGUCUCUGGUGGAUCAGUGAUCCUGCAGAGUCCUGUCCUCCCUGUGAUGGAGGGAGAUGAUGUCACUCUGAGCUGCAGAGCAAAGAAUCCAACCCACAACCUCCCAGCUGCUUUCUAUAAAGAUGGCUCCUUCAUUGGUGAUGAAACUACUGGCAACAAGAUUCUCAACUCAGUGAAGAAAUCUGAUGAAGGCCUCUAUAAAUGUAAUGUCAAAGGUCAUGGAGAGUCUCCGUCCAGCAGGAUCUUUGUCAAAGAAAAACCAACAUCCACAGCCCCGCCCACUACAGAAGCCCCGCCCACUACCGAAGCCACUCCCACUACAGACGCCCCGCCUACUUGCUCACUUUCCCCUCUCCUCAUCAUCACUCUGCUCUGCCACCUGGUGGUGAUGUUCCUGUUCUUCAUCUGCUCUUUCCUCUUGGGGUUUUCAUUUGGACUCAGAACCAAAGGAAGUGACCCGUUACCAUGUGUGAAGAUGACUCUGCCCCCCCAGGCUGAGCUGGUACCAGAAGAUGAUGAUUGAUGAUGAUGAUGAUGAUGAUGAUGAUGAUGAUGAUGAUGAUGACGUCACCACAGAGCAUCACUUCUGAUCCAAACAGUCUCAUCCUGAUCUGCUCCUGCUG
Messenger RNA from Xiphophorus couchianus (Monterrey platyfish), 1049 nucleotides. Its product is annotated as high affinity immunoglobulin gamma Fc receptor I-like. Gene Ontology annotation, biological process: cell surface receptor signaling pathway; immune response. Gene Ontology annotation, cellular component: external side of plasma membrane. The transcript is spliced from 6 exons. The record is from RefSeq and is a predicted model, not a curated record. The coding region runs from base 92 to 949 and encodes 285 amino acids. Gene Ontology annotation, molecular function: transmembrane signaling receptor activity. Lineage: Eukaryota; Metazoa; Chordata; Actinopteri; Cyprinodontiformes; Poeciliidae.